AUGACCCUGCACCGAGGACAGAUAAACGGCGAAAAGACGGGCGCGCAGCAAGCACGUGUCCCUGAGCGACCCAACUGGAGAUGCACUCGCGUAUCUGCAGGCGAGUAUCUGCUGAAGCGCGUCGAGGAGCGGGAGAACCAAUUUGUUCCCACGGGAGUUUCCAUCAGCCAACCUUAUCUUCGGCAAUUUCGGCAAUCGGGCGUCCCAAACACCAUCCCGGCCGGUUCCCUUCUUGUGCGCGUUCUUCUAUUGUGCAUUCCCAUUCGGCAAUCGGUCCUCAUCUCUCCUUCUCCCUUCUUCCAGGAUUUGCGCUCUGCUCUUUUGUCCUCCGUCAAGAUCUCCCAUGUCCUCAUUUCUCCUCCUCCAAAUCUCGUCGAUCUUCUCCGCCUUUCGAUUCAUCUCUUCCUAUCUCUCUCCAUCUCUCCCAGGUCGAAUUCAGCGGUGGAAACAAAGCUCACCACCUCUCCAUUCCCGAUUGCGUCUUACGUACUACGAAGAAGGCUACUUUCCCUCGUGAAGAAAAAGCCGCCGGAAGCUCCGUCUUCGCGAAUGGUCACCAGCCACCAGUCACUUCAUACCCGCAUACAUUCAGCAGCUCAUACGUCCUAUUCUGUAUCACGUCGCAUCAGCACACGCACACGCAUAUAUGCUUAA
Messenger RNA from Fomitiporia mediterranea MF3/22, 654 nucleotides. RefSeq lists its product as uncharacterized. The record is from RefSeq and is a predicted model, not a curated record. The coding region runs from base 1 to 654 and encodes 217 amino acids. NCBI's taxonomy places the organism in Eukaryota, Fungi, Basidiomycota, Agaricomycetes, Hymenochaetales, Hymenochaetaceae. The transcript has 2 exons.